Epinephelus fuscoguttatus (brown-marbled grouper) is the source of this 3885-nucleotide messenger RNA. It is a transcript of the gene emilin2a, whose product is annotated as elastin microfibril interfacer 2a. NCBI's taxonomy places the organism in Eukaryota, Metazoa, Chordata, Actinopteri, Perciformes, Serranidae. Gene Ontology annotation, molecular function: protein binding. The coding region runs from base 94 to 3501 and encodes 1135 amino acids. The record is from RefSeq and is a predicted model, not a curated record. The transcript is spliced from 9 exons.
GUAAAUGUGGACUUCCCCAAACUUGGAGUUUGAUCAGUCACUGGGGCAAUGAGACUGUGGCGCUUGACAAUAGCAGAGUAGCAGUGUUUUUCUAUGUUAGGAAUAUUUAUUUUAAGGCGUUUGUUAAGUAUGAACUGCAGAAGUGGAGAGAUGGGCUGGCGGUGGGCAGUUUUCACACUGUUUUUGAACUUACAGUUCACGUACGGGUCUCCCUCCUCAUAUGACUUGUUCCACGGGUCUGCAUACACUGGAGUGGUACAGAGACACAGAAACAGGAACUGGUGUGCCUAUGUGGUGCGCAGGAACGUGAGCUGCGCCGUGCAGGGGAGUGUGGAGAGCUUCCAGGAGCCCGUAGUGGCCCCCUGCCCAGCCUACCAGCCCGACUGCCAGCCACAAGUGACAUACCAAAAUCGGUUUCGACCCACGUACAAGAUUGCCUUUAAGACAGUCACAGAGUUGGAGUGGAGAUGCUGUCCUGGUUACCAAGGUCUGGACUGUAAAGAUUUAAAACCACCCCCAGACCGACAAACAGUUCAGGGAACACAGCCUUACCUCCCACCAAAUCCUGGAUAUACACCCAGACACACACAGAGGCCAGAGCGGAGAGAGACAGGACACCAUGAGACGAGGCAUGGCGGGACAGAUAAGGUGCACCUUCUCGAAGGUGAAGUUCAGCGCUUGUCUCAGACAGUCCAGGAUCUCCAGUCCGCUUUGACAGGGUUAACCAGCAACCUCCGCACAGACCUGCAGGAAGACACAAAGAAGAUUCUGGUGACACUUCUCAACAACAUGCGUCCGCCGGACAGUGCUACAACUGCAGGCACAGAAGAGAGCCCGGCAGUGCUUGAUGGUCAUCAGGCUACUAGAGGUGGGAUCGCUGGAGAUAAGGCGUUAGAAAAAAUAGUGACCCGGUUGGAUGAUAUCAACAAUGAGCUGAAAAGCAAGGAUGAAGCGUUGGAAGACCUAAGAGGAACCAUGUCAAGUCAUGAGGGGCAGAUCCGCGUCCUGAUGGAUGCCUCUCAGUCUCAGACUCCAGCCAUAGCGGAGUUUGAUGUCAUACAGACCUUCAUUGAUGGAAAAUUUGAGAAGCUGAAGAAGGAGCUGGACCAGAGUGUAGAGGAACAGAUGGCCAAGCUACAAAGCUCAUGCAAUGACAAGCUCAAGAUCUGUGAAGACAGCCGUGAUCAAGGUUUGGCCAGCCUCAGCAAGCUGGUGGAUGCCAAGGAGGCUGAUCUGAGGAAGGAGAUCCGUGCGUUACGUCUGGACAUGGCUGCCGCAGAUGGACCUGUAAGAACUCAAAGGCAGAUAGAUCCAUCCAAAGUGUCAGAGGAUCGUAGUGACCACAAAGACCUGUGGCGUGAGAUUGACCGUAUUGCAGAGGCUCACCGCAUCCUCAAUGUGCGCAUUGACAAUGAGCUGGCGCACCUGUCUGGUCCACGGGAAGACAUUGAUUUUAACCUUAUGAUGGAGGAGCUGGAGGCACGCAUUAAUAUCACAGAGCAAAAUGCAGAGACUCACUGUUUCUACAUCGAAGAAAAGCUCACCCAUACAGUAACCAAAGAAGUGGCAGCACUCCAGCAGCUUCUUCAGGAGGGCCUGAACAACAUGGAGGACCAGUUUACGAACACGCUGUUAGAAAUGACCAACAGCUCCUUCCCCAGAAUGUUUAGUUACUCCAUGGAUGCCAUGCAGGCAGAGGUCAACAACAAUAAGUUUCUUCUACAAGGUUUGGAUGAUAAACUCAAUGCUGUUGGCGAGAUGUGCUCUGCAGGAUGUUCAGGCCCGGGAAUUAAUGAAGGUGCAAUAAGUUCACCGUCCACAAGUUCAUCGUCCACGCCUAAAGGUCUAGAGAUCUUUUUGAAGGACCUGGGUCGGUAUAGGAACGACUUGGAUGUUCUUCACACAGAUGUCAGCUCCAACACAGACAAGCUUAGGGAACUGGAAGAUCUUGUCGAUAGACAGUCAGCUGAAAAUGAUAUACGCGUGAAGACUAUGGAGGACUUCCAGAGGGGGUUGAUCAACCUCCAAGACAAUGUACUUAGUCUAGCAGGUGCUGUUACCGGAUUAAGUGACUCGUUAAGCAAAUACAACCAGGAUAUGCAAAGAAUGAACUCGACAUGCUGCCAUGCUGAACAGAGUGGCACUGGGAGUCCAACACGGACCAACUGGGCAUCAAUACCCAGUAGUCAGGCAGAUUAUACCAGACGUGAGGUGGAGGAGCUGAGGAACAGGCUUGAUACGCUCAACAGGCAGGUGUCAUCUGAACUGAGCCAAUGUAAACACAACACACACGGCAUUUCUGCCGUGGAUGGACGCGUGACCAGACUUGAAACGGUGUGUGGAAGGUUAGAUGGGGUUUCUGCCAACAUCAAAGAACUGAAAGAGGGACUGGAGAGACAUGUUGGCGGUAUGCGGGACUGCGUGUCCAGGAUGAACGUCACCUGUGGAAAUCACAGCGCAGACAUCAUCGCGCUGCAGAAUUCCUUGCAGAGGGUCCAGGCACAGCUCUCUGCAUUGGCCAAACAUGUUUCAAAGGACAUCACUGCCAAAGAGCCAGGAAUGACCUUAAGACCAGAGAGGCCAGCUCCUUUGCCAGAUUCGACUCAGGGCAGAACGAGAAUCCAACAAAUCCACAUCCCUCUCAUCAUCCCACCGCCGCCAUCUAGCCCCAGGCAGCCGUACAAUCCCAGCCAACCACAGCAGCCCAGCGUGCACACGAUCAAGAUCAGUCCGCCAAGCCAGCCAUUCAGACCCCAGCAACCAGCCCACAACACUCUGCCCCUGGUUCCCGUAAGGCCAGUGGUGGAGACGGGGGAGGCCGGACCUCCAGGGUACAGCCGCAGGGUGACUGUGCGGAGGGGGUCCGAGGACUUGUCCAGCAUGCCUGUCAAAGGAUUUGCUGGAGCUCCAGGCUAUCCACCUCUGCAGCCCGCAUCAUUCAAGCCUCAAUCGACCAGCCGCCAAGUUCCUGUGGCAGCAAAGGUGCCCUGGAACCCGAUGUAUCACACUCCAGUUGAAACACCAGUCUCAGCCGACAGCGGAGCCUUUGCAGAUCCUUUCUCCUUCUCUGCCGGCCUCACACAGCAGCCCCUCUCUGGAGACUUUGGCUUCAUCCGCUUUAACAGAAUUCUAGUUAAUGACGGCGGACACUACAAUCCCCACACAGGGAUCUUCACUGUACCUAUAGAUGGCCGAUACCUGAUUUCCGGACUGCUGACUGCAAAGCAGGGCGACCGUGUGGAUGCUGUCCUGUCCGUGUCUAACCGCAGCGUCCAGAGGCUGCAGAGCUCAGCGGGGCCCGCGGCUGGUCACCACGGGGGCUUGGCUAAUGGUAACUGCGGCUGCGGAGGCUCGGUGUCCUUCAGUCAGAUCCUGCCCCUGAGGAAAGGAGACCGCGUGGGCCUGGUGAGGACCGCGGGCCAGCUGGCCACCACCGGGGCCAGGGAGAUCCUCUCCACCUACAGCGCCAUCUUCCUGUACGCACCACAGGACAUGAGAUAGCUGGAGCUCAGCUGGGAGGAAACAGCAAGGACUAGUUUGUUGACUGGGGGAGAUGCUGAAGCGACCAUAGUUUUCACUGAUUUGCUGUGAUGCGGUGCCACUGUGUGACGAUCCUCACUUAUAAGUUCAGUUAAGAAAAGUCAUUAAAUUGCAAUUUGUACGGCGUUUGCCAAAUAUACCUGAAUACAAGAAGCAGAAUUUGUUUCUAAUAUAUUUGAUUAUCAAGUUGCCUUUUUGUACCUAUUGUGAAUGUCUUGUGUAAAUAAGUGUUUAUAAAUUAACAUAAAAAUGCAUAAAAUGUAAUUAUUAUUUUAACAAAACCAUCUCAGAGACUCAGUAUACAGUAACAUGUCAGCAGAAUAUGAUAUUGUUGGUUGGGCAAUA